AUGACGGUCGAUUUAACGACGUGUUUGACAACCAGGUUGCAUUCCAAAUAUGUUGUCAUGUUAGCGAGCGAAAAAAAUGGCCACUUGGAUCUAGAAGGUUACACUAACGCAGAUUAUGCUGGGAAUAUUACAGAUAGACGUUUUACAUCAGAGUUUGAGUACAAAGGGAUUGCCCAAAGGGUUUGUGAAAUACUGUGGUUGAGGUGGUUACUUGCUGAAAUUGGGUUUAAACCGAAUGCUGCUACAAAGCUCCACUGUGAUAAUCAAUCUGCAUUUGAAAUUGCUAACAAUCUGGUGCAACAUGAACGAACUAAGCAUGUAGAAGUUGAUCGGCAUUUCAUUAAGGAGAAGCUGGAGCAUAAGUUAAUUUCUAUACCUUUUGUGCAUUUUUCAGAGCAGUUUGCAGAUAUAUUGACCCAUGUCGUGUCAAAGCAUCGAUUUGAAGACUCACUUGACAAGUUGGGCAUUACCGAUAUCUAUGCACCAACUUAA
Messenger RNA from Prunus armeniaca (apricot), 492 nucleotides. Lineage: Eukaryota; Viridiplantae; Streptophyta; Magnoliopsida; Rosales; Rosaceae. The record is from the annotation of a GenBank genome assembly.